CCAUGGAAGAUAUAGAAGUUAACAUGGAAGAUUACUUUGAAGAAGCAUAUUGUGGUUAUGUAAACAUGAAUGACUUAACUACAAAUUUCAAAGCGAUUACGAUAAGUAAAGGAGAUUUAUUUUCUGAUUUUGAAGAAGCAGAACAAUAUAUGAAGUGUUAUACUGAGUUCAAAGGGUUUAAGACAAGGCGGGUUCUUAAACAAAGGUAUCCUUCUCACCCUGUCUUUUCUAAGGAUCUAUAUAAGGAGAUUCAAAAAUGUAAACCAUCAGCACAAUUUAAUGAAGGUGAUGCAGCAAGGUUCUAUAAAGAGUUACUCAGUAAACAACAUAAAGAUCUCUAA
This is a messenger RNA of Ambispora leptoticha, 341 nucleotides long. Lineage: Eukaryota; Fungi; Glomeromycota; Glomeromycetes; Archaeosporales; Ambisporaceae. The record is from the annotation of a GenBank genome assembly.